This is a messenger RNA of Pyrus x bretschneideri (Chinese white pear), 3204 nucleotides long. RefSeq names its product C2 domain-containing protein At1g53590-like. The record is from RefSeq and is a predicted model, not a curated record. Gene Ontology annotation, molecular function: lipid binding. The coding region runs from base 482 to 2785 and encodes 767 amino acids. The transcript is spliced from 13 exons. Lineage: Eukaryota; Viridiplantae; Streptophyta; Magnoliopsida; Rosales; Rosaceae.
UAUUGCUUCUCUCUCUACCUUCCCGCCGGUAACUUCAGCUCUAAGGUUCCGUUUCAUCUUCUGUGGCCACCAAAAACAUUCCUCUUUGCUUUAACUUUUUCAUUUGGGUAUUUUGAAGUGAAGCUUCUGAUUUCAUCAGUUGUUUUUACUUUAAUUUCUGUUUUGAUAAGAAUCUGGGGUUCUUAAUGUUUUAGUGGGUAGCUCUCAGAUUUCAAUAACUUACAUGGUUUGUUGUUGGUUUUGAGUUUGCCGUUCUGGGUUUUUGUUCCUUUUUAAUGCUUUUAAGACUAUUUCUUGAGCUUUUAGUUUUAGUGUUGGAUUUGUCCUUUGAUAUGUUGACUCUAAAUUGGUGAUUCUUUUUAAAGGUUUUAUUGGGAGGGGUUUAGUUGGGGUGAGAGAGAGUAAAGUUUGAAUUUUGCAAAAAGAAGAGAGAGGAAAGUUGCUUUUGGCUUUUGGGUUUGAACAAGAAGAAGAAGAAGAGAUGGAUGUAACAGAAGUUACACUGAUACACCAUGUGGGGAUUGUGUUAAUGGUGAUCUGGUUUCUCUCUCACUUCGAUUGCUGCCACCCAGUUGCUUACUUCAUCUCUCUCAUUUAUCUCUACCUGGUUCAUGAGCGGUAUGUUAUGAGAUUGCGGAAGAAAUUACAAUUUGAGGAAAGAAAACAGGCUAAUCAGAGAAGGGUACUUUCUGAUUCCGAGACCGUGCGGUGGUUGAACCAUGCAGUUGAAAAGAUAUGGCCAAUAUGUAUGGAACAGAUUGCUUCACAGAAAGUUCUCCUCCCUAUCAUACCUUGGUUUUUGGAGAAGUACAAACCGUGGACUGUUGGUAAAGCUAUAGUACAGCAUCUUUACUUGGGAAGAAACCCACCUAUGUUCACAGAGAUGAGAGUUCUUCGCCAAUCUACUGAUGAUGACCACUUGGUUCUGGAGUUGGGGAUGAAUUUUCUGACAGCUGAUGAUAUGCUUGGAAUUCUAGCUGUGAAACUGAGGAAAAGACUAGGUUUUGGAAUCUGGGCAAAGUUGCAUAUUACAGGCAUGCAUGUUGAAGGGAAGGUCCUGAUUGGGGUGAGGUUCCUUUGCAAGUGGCCUUUCCUAGGCCGUGUGCGGUUAUGCUUCGUUGAGCCUCCAUAUUUUCAAAUGACUGUCAAGCCUAUUUUCACUCAUGGGCUUGAUGUUACGGAACUCCCUGGGAUUGAUGGCUGGCUGGAUAAGCUUCUCUCUGUUGCCUUCGAGCAGACACUUGUUCAGCCUAAUAUGCUGGUCGUUGACAUGGAGAAAUUUACUUCACCGGAACAGGAAAGCUGGUUCUCUGUGGAUGAGAAGGAUCCUGUUGCUUAUGUGAGAGUAGAAGUUAUUGAAGCAUCUGACAUGAAAGCCUCCGAUCUAAAUGGAUUCGCUGACCCUUAUGUGAAGGGUCAUUUGGGUGUUUACCAAUUCAAAACUAAGAUACAAAAGAAAACGCUGACUCCAAAAUGGCACGAGGAAUUUAAGAUCCCCAUUAUCACCUGGGAUUCACCAAAUGUGCUAGCUAUAGAAGUUCAGGACAAGGACAUAUUUGUUGAUGACACCCUUGGAGACUGUUCCAUUAACAUUGGCAAUCUUAGGAAUGGCGGGAGGCAUGACAUGUGGUUGCCUCUUCAGAAGGCUGGGAGGCUGCAUCUUGCAGUAACCAUACUUGACGAAAAUGGGAAGAAUGCAAUGCUUCCACAGGAUGCUCAAGUGUGCAUGGCGCUCCGCUCCUUCGAAAAAGAACAGAAAAAUCUUCAGGGGCUUGACUUGAACCGCUUUCAUACAAAGGGAGAUGAGUCAGAUGACUGUCCAGAUGUUCAGGAAAAGCCAGAUGUGGAAGAACGAAGAAAUUCCUUUGCCUGUGACACUGGUAAUAAAGGUUCCUUCUCAUCUAUAUCGCCGGGGAAAUCUCCUAAGGUAGCAGAUCAUUUUGAGCCGAUUGAUAUUGAUGGGAAGAAAGAGACUGGUAUAUGGGUCCAUCACCCAGGAAAUGAAGUUUCACAAACUUGGGAGGCCAGAAAAGGAAAGGGUCGACGACUUAAUACCCAAAUUCAAGGGGAGCCUAAUGGUAGUGGCAUUGGAUCCCAAGUUAAUGAUACCAGCAGCACUGACGAGAAUCCUGAAGAUAAACGGCGAAUGGCAUCAGUUCGCAGGGGUCUGCAUAAGAUCGGUUCGGUGUUCCAUAGGAAUUCCAAGGAGGAUAAUUCAUGCACCCUUAAAGAGCCACUCGAAACCCCACGCGUGAAUCUAAGGGCAGUUAAUGAAAAUAAUAUUGGUGUGAAAUUUGUUGUGGAAGACGGCCUUUGUAGCUCUCCUUCUGGCAAGGCAAAUUCAAAAGGAGGGGCUUUAAGUUCUGGAGAGAGUGGUUCGGAUAGCCCAGGAAAGGGCAAUGUUAAAGACAUGGCAAAGAGUCUCUACAAAAGUGCUGAAAGGUCGGUAAAGCGUGCACUUUCACGGAAAGGUUCUAGAAAGCCUCAAGCUGAUCCCCGCGCAGUGAGUGAAAAAGAAAUUUUAGCAGAUUCGACCUCUUCUGAUGACGAUGAUUCUCUUCUGUCCCCAUUUGUUGAAAUGAUACCAGUUCCCUCCAAGGCUAUACCUUGCAGCUCCGAUAUUGAUUCAGGUGUACCAGAGGAGCCCGUGGUUCAGCCGGUACCUGACACUGCAGUGGAUGCUGAAGUCCCAGCGAAGAAGGUUGAACUUGGAGAACUCGAAAAAGUGGAUGAGGAGCUGGACAGCCCUGGAAGAAGUGGCGAUGUGCGAGCAGUCAAGAGUUGAAGCUAGCUGAUUCAGAUUUGAAUGUGAAAGCAUGUGAAAUUAGUGCAUGGACUGCUAUAAAAGAGAGCUCAUAUUGUUCCUCUUGUGGCCGGAUUAGCAGAUUCAUUUGAAGGUUCGAGGUCCGGUGUGCAUGUCCAGGCCGCAUAAUUGAUGUUCUUGUGAAACAUUCGGCCGAACAAACGCGUUGAUACUGUGUUUUCACCUUGAAAAAAAAACAGUUCUACACUGAACUUGAGGAAUUCUGAUGCACCUAUAGGUUUGUCUUACAUGUUAAAUUUAUGUAGCGCUUUGGAAGGCGAAUGAAGAAUCUGUUUUAAGAUUUCUUCUUUUUGUAGUUAUGCUGCGAAUAUGUGAGUUGUUUUGAGAAAAGUUAUGUAAUUUGACCUUUAGUUUAAUACAUUGGUACAAAUUUUUAGUUA